AUGAGAGCGCAGCGCAAGCGACCAUCCAUUCACAGCCCGAGCUGGGCGACUGAACGCGCGCGCGCGACGCUCCCCCUUUUAUACCCAUCGGCGGAGAGAGAACGAGACGCAGACAGUAGGAAGGGUGAAAGUGCGCCCUCAUUGGACGCAGAAAUCAAAACUCCGCCCACUUAUACGCGACGCACGUCGACGCGUCGCGAUGAAGCUAGCGAACAGAAUUCGCGCAGCCAACCAAAAGGUCCAUCAGAACCAGAUGCUGGUCGAAAAGGCAGAUUUGGCUUGCUAACGGAUCCAAUUAAAGGAUUCAAAAGUGAAAAUAUCACCCGACCGUUGACUGGUCUAUUCCGUAAAUCUGGAAAGUCUACUAAAAAAACUGAGAACGAUGACAUACAAGAGCCAACAGUGGCAGCUCCUCCAACCAAUUUCCCAAACAUGGCUAGAAUCUCUGCAACCAUCGAGAGCGUUCAGAUGAGUGAAGAAUACAACAGUCAUCGAGAAUACAACGCGGAAACAGGAAGCAAGACAACAUUAAGCGACGGUAUCGGAUUUGGGAAUCAAGUCCAACCAUUAGCUCGCUACUUGAAAGUAGGGGACAUAGAUGUAUCACUCCUCGGGCGUACUUUCCCCACUGAAAGAUCAAAAGAUGAAGAAGUAUCUUGGACAGCUCAAAGUCUACUCAGCAACCUGGAAACCCGUAUCAAAAAAGAAAGGAUGGAAGCGAAAGAUAAUGUACCAGAGUCUCGGAUGCGUGUCAAUCGCGAACCAGCUCAUUAA
Molecule: messenger RNA, 774 nt
Organism: Caenorhabditis briggsae
Lineage: Eukaryota; Metazoa; Nematoda; Chromadorea; Rhabditida; Rhabditidae
Exons: 4
Coding region: 1-774 (257 amino acids)
Source: RefSeq, a predicted model, not a curated record